UCGGCCCGGUCGUCCUCCCAAGCGUUCUCUCGGCAUGGUGAUGCAGGACAGCUCUCGUCUGCUUCCUCACAGCGUUCACGGGCUGCUCUCUCCCAGUCUGCUCUCCCCGACAGGUCUGACAGCAGCAGCCAUGGCUGAAGCUAUGAAACUCCAGAAAAUGAAACUGAUGGCCAUGAACAACAUUCACGGAGCAGGAAGCCAGAACGGUACUGAGUCAGAGAAUGAGGAGCUGAACUCCAGUGCAGGGCUGGCCCUGCCGUUUAUGAUGAUGCCCCACCCCCUGCUGCCCGUCAGUCUGCCGCCUGCCUCCGUUGCCAUGGCGAUGAACCAGAUGAACCACCUGAACACUAUCGCCAACAUGGCCGCAGCUGCUCAGAUGCACAGCCCCCUGUCCAGAGCAGGAGCGUCCGUCAUCAAGGAGUGUGUACAGGACAGUCCGUCUCCUGCUCCGUCUCUGGAGGAAACCCCUCGUCCAGGAUCACAGCCCUCUUCCCACCCCAGCAGUAGUGUGUCCAGCUCCCCAAACCCACACACACAGAGUCAUGAACGCCUGGUUUUGAACCCAACCGAUGGAGAACUGCCAGAACGAGACACCGGCAUCAAUAUGAAGAAAAUCCUUAAAGAGAAAGAUGAGGCUCAGUUAGCUUUGCCCAUACAGAAACCAGGGUUCGAGAAGCUUCCUCUGGGCACUCAGACUCUUCCUCCAGGCUUCCCCGCUCCCUUCCUGUUUGCAGAUGGCCUCUCUUCCGUGGAGACAUUGCUCACUAACAUCCAGGCGGCUCAGGGUCUGCUGAAGGUGGCCGUGGAUAAUGCCCGCGUGCAGGACAAACAGGUGCAACAGGAACGCAAGGAGUUAAAGAUGGAGCUGUACAGAGAAAGAGAGAUGAGAGAGAGUCUGGAGAGACAACUCACCUCUGAACUGCACAGCCGAGCCACUAUUCAGAAGCGUCUGAAGAAGGAAAAGAAGUCGAAGAGGAAACUGCAGGAGGCUCUGGAGUUUGAGUCCAAGAGGAGAGAGCAGGUGGAACAGGCGCUCAAACAGGCCACAUCUCCUGAGAGUCUCCGCAUGAGUCUCAACGAGGCAGUGAUACCAGAGGUGAAGUCUGAACAUAAUGGCAGCCAGCAGGAGAACUCAGCUGUACAAGAAAACAGACCCUACUCCAAACCUCCCAUCAUGUACUGAAGCCUCUGGCAUCUUUAGUCCCACGACAGACAGCUCAGCUCAGUCCACAGAUGGAGAGGGGUUUGUGGGGCUAUUUCCCGGAGGAAAAGUGGUGCGGGUGCUGAAGACCGGGCAUCUGAACCCAUGUACAGGACUUGAGUGUGUGUGUAUGUAUGUGUGUGUGGAGGUGCAGUGUGUUUGCGUUCCUCAUGAGACACGUGUGUGUGUGUGUGUGUGUCUGGAGCACUGCUCGUUGGAGACCUUUCAACAUCACAUGCACCGACUUGUAAAAAAAUGUCUUUCUCUCUUGUUUUGACUACUUCUACAUCCCACACUUUGUUGAGUUUAAAAGAAAUGUUUGUUUUCCUGGAUUAAAAUCUCAUUACCUGAUGAAUUACCCUUCGUUAUGUGAAGCACACAGCAUCAUCCUAAUCUAAACCUAUCUUCAGUUUGUUAUUAUUAUUAUUAUUACUGGGUGUUAUCUGCUGAUCCCCCAUGAUUCUGUGCACCAGUGAUUCUGAACAGCACAACAGUGAACUAGAGAACUUUGUCCACAGCACCUCUACAUGAAAGGACAAAAGAGACAAAUAUUAUGUGGACAGACUCCAAAUAAGACACGUGCUUCUUUAAUAAACAUUGUCUACAUUUGUUGUUUUGCCUUUUAAGAAAGGGAUUCUAUAUCAACAUUUCCUUUUUUCUAAUUUGUUGUAUUUUUUUUAGAAAGUGUAGAAAUAUUUUCCUCAUGUUGUCAUUUCCCUGCCCUAUGUUUAUUAUUCUGGUGUUUAUUUUAUUAUCUGGUUUGUUGUUUUCCAUUGUAUUUUAAUCAGCAUUUCAAACAGAUGCUCAAGUGAUCUUGAAACAAACGUUCUUUGUACGUCUUUGCUGUCUUACUUUGCCCCGUGACAAUGUUUUCUCUAUUGCUGCUUAACUUAAAAAGUAAAAAAAAAAAAGAAGUGUUCAUUUGAUGUUGCUAUAAACACAGUAUUACAGUACUCCCCCUUCUGUUUUUACCUGUUUAUAAAGACUUGUAAAAAUGCUUUAGCGUUUGCUAUCCUGACGUUGUUAUUACGUGGAUACAUUUUUAGUGACGAAAAAGAGACGAGAAGUACCCUUAUGCACACCCAGAGCGAGCAUGCUUGUAAAUACAACGAUGAAAAAUGACACGUAUCGAUUGAAAAUAAAACGCUGCCUCUUCAAAUCUAUUUUUAAACAUUUCUAGCGACUCCAUAGGUAAUGCAA
Molecule: messenger RNA, 2401 nt
Organism: Sinocyclocheilus grahami
Lineage: Eukaryota; Metazoa; Chordata; Actinopteri; Cypriniformes; Cyprinidae
Product: dachshund homolog 2-like
Exons: 10
Coding region: 35-1183 (382 amino acids)
Biological process (GO): regulation of transcription by RNA polymerase II
Cellular component (GO): transcription regulator complex; nucleus
Molecular function (GO): DNA-binding transcription factor activity, RNA polymerase II-specific; RNA polymerase II cis-regulatory region sequence-specific DNA binding
Source: RefSeq, a predicted model, not a curated record